CCUUCCCCGCACUCGCUCCCCCGACCGGCAGCUCCGCGUUCUCCGCGCCCGGCGCCGGCUCCUCCUCUCCGCGCCUCCAGCAAGAUGACAGCCGGGCGGCGGCGGUGGUGGCGGAGGCGGCGCGGAGGCUCCUCGCACCGGCUGGUGGCUGACCUGCCUCCCUCGUUUUUAACGCUGAAGCUAGAUUGUUUUAUCUAAAGAUGGAAACACUGGAGUCGGAACUGACUUGCCCAAUUUGCCUGGAGUUAUUUGAAGACCCGUUGCUUCUCCCGUGCGCCCACAGCUUGUGCUUCAGCUGCGCCCACCGCAUCCUCGUCUCCAGCUGCGCCUCUGGCGAGCCCCUUGAACCUAUCACUGCCUUUCAGUGCCCCACUUGCCGCUAUGUCAUCUCCCUCAACCAUCGGGGCCUGGAGGGCCUCAAGCGCAAUGUGACCUUGCAGAACAUCAUUGACCGCUUUCAGAAGGCCUCGCUUAGCGGCCCCAACUCCCCCAGUGAGAACUGCCGCGAGCGGCCAUACCGCCGGAGCCCGACCAUGUCUGCUGGCGACAGGAUAGCCUGCCAGUUCUGCGAGCAGGACCCUCCCCGCGACGCCGUCAAGACCUGCAUCACUUGCGAGGUGUCUUACUGCGAUCGCUGCCUGCGGGCCACGCACCCGAACAAGAAGCCGUUCACCAGCCACCGGCUGGUAGAACCCGUGCCAGAUGCACACUUUCGUGGUCUCACGUGUCUGGAGCAUGAGAAUGAGAAAGUGAACAUGUACUGUGUGGCUGAUGACCAGCUCAUUUGUGCCUUAUGCAAACUGGUGGGGCGGCAUCGAGAUCACCAGGUGGCGUCCCUCAGUGACCGGUUCGAGAAGCUCAAGCAAACACUGGAGAUGAACCUCACCAACCUGGUUAAGCGCAAUAGUGAACUAGAAAACCAGAUGGCUAAACUGAUACAGAUCUGCCAGCAAGUGGAGGUGAACACAGCCAUGCACGAGGCCAAGCUAAUGGAGGAGUGUGACGAGUUGAUGGAGAUAAUCCGACAGCGCAAGCAAGUGAUUGCUGUGAAGAUCAAAGAGACAAAGGUGAUGAAGCUGAGGAAACUGGCCCAGCAGGUAGCCAACUGCCGACAGUGCCUGGAGCGCUCCACCGUCCUCAUCAACCAAGCGGAGCACAUUCUGAAGGAGAACGACCACGCUCGGUUCCUCCAGACAGCAAAGAACGUGGCGGAGAGGGUCGCCAUGGCAACUGCAUCCUCUCAAGUUUUGAUACCAGAUAUCAAUUUUAACGAUGCCUUUGAAAACUUUGCUUUAGAUUUUUCCAGAGAGAAGAAGCUGUUGGAGGGGUUGGAUUAUCUAACAGCACCUAACCCACCAUCGGUCCGUGAAGAACUUUGCACUGCCUCGCACGACACUAUCACUGUCCACUGGAUCUCAGAUGACGAAUUCAGUGUCAGCUCCUACGAGCUCCAGUACACCAUCUUCACGGGCCAAGCCAACUUCAUCAGCCUCUACAACUCCAUGGACAGCUGGAUGAUCGUCCCCAACAUCAAGCAGAACCACUACACGGUGCAUGGGCUGCAGAGUGGCACGCGAUACAUCUUUCUCGUCAAGGCAAUAAACCAGGCCGGCAGCCGGAACAGUGAACCUGCCAGGCUCAAGACAAACAGCCAGCCUUUCAAACUGGACCCCAAAAUGGCCCACAAGAAGCUGAAGAUCUCCAAUGACGGGCUGCAGAUGGAGAAAGACGAGAGCUCCCUGAAGAAGAGCCACACCCCCGAGCGGUUCAGUGGGACGGGGUGUUACGGUGCAGCAGGCAACGUCUUCAUCGACAGUGGCUGCCAUUAUUGGGAGGUGACAGUGGGCUCCUCCACUUGGUACGCCAUUGGCAUUGCCUACAAAUCAGCCCCAAAGAACGAGUGGAUUGGCAAGAAUUCCUCCUCCUGGGUCUUCUCCCGCUGUAACAACAACUUUGUGGUGCGUCACAACAACAAGGAGAUGCUGGUGGACGUUCACCCCCAGAUGAAGCGCCUGGGCAUCCUCCUGGACUACGACAACAACAUACUGUCUUUCUACGACCCGGCCAACUCCCUGCACCUCCAUACAUUUGAGAUUUCCUUUAUUCUACCCGUCUGCCCCACCUUCACAAUUUGGAACAAAUCCUUAGUGGUUGCCUCGGGACUGCCUGCCCCAGACUUCAUAGAUUACCCCGAGCAGCAGGAGUGCAACUGUCGCCCUCACGAGUCCCCGUAUGUAUCAGGGAUGAAAGCCUGUCAUUGAGGCACCAGGAGCCCGCCCCCCGUCCCUUCUAGCCAAGCCUCAGGAACUUCUGUGCAAUUUGACUGGAAGGCGGGC
Messenger RNA from Heteronotia binoei (common prickly gecko), 2336 nucleotides. It is a transcript of the gene MID2, whose product is annotated as midline 2. The record is from RefSeq and is a predicted model, not a curated record. Bases 201 to 2261 code for a protein of 686 amino acids. Gene Ontology annotation, molecular function: protein binding; zinc ion binding. Lineage: Eukaryota; Metazoa; Chordata; Lepidosauria; Squamata; Gekkonidae. The transcript has 10 exons.